UGUAUAUAUAACCACCUAUCUUUACAUUUCACAAUGGUUUAUAAUAUUUUCCAUUAUUUUUUUAUUUAUAAAAAAAAAUGACAUUAAGAGAAAUCUCGUUGCCGGAGGGAAUCUCCUCUACGGCGGCGCAUACUACUACGGUAGACCCGCAAAAAGCGAAGUCAUCUCGGAGAAGAAGAGUGGAGAUCCAACGGUUGAAAUCGAGUUGCAGAGAAUCACAAAACGGCGUCGUUGAGGAUGGUGAUGACACGUGCGGGGCACACGGGGGGGUGUCGGUGAUGGGAAGAAGAAGAGAGAUGGAAGAUGCGUUAACAAUGGAGAAAGAGUUAGUAGAACUAGAGUUAAGCAAAAAAAAGUACGAUUAUUUCGGAGUGUACGAUGGUCACGGAGGAAGCCACGUGGCGGAAGCGUGUAGGGAUAGGAUGCAUGCGAUACUACUGGAAGAGAUAAUGAGAUGGGACACGUGGAGGAAGAAGGGUGGGUGUGGAGGUGGUGACGUGGAGGGGGUUGAUUGGGAGAAAGUGAUGGGGAAGUGUUUUGAGAGGAUGGAUGAAGAAGUGGGUGGUGGUGGUGAUGAGAAGGUGGAAGAGAUGACGGUUGGAUCGACUGUUGUUGUUGCUGUUGUUGGAAAAGAUGAGAUUGUUGUUGCUAAUUGUGGUGAUUCGAGAGCUGUUAUUUGUCGCAAUGGUGUUGCUGUUCCUUUGUCACUUGAUCAUAAGCCUGACAGACCCGACGAGCUAGCUAGAAUUGAAGCUGCUGGUGGUCGCGUGAUCAACUGGAAUGGCCAUCGAGUUCUAGGAGUUCUUGCAACUUCAAGAUCAAUAGGAGACUGUUAUCUAAAACCGUAUGUGUCAUCUAUUCCAGAGGUAACAAUCAGCAAAAGAACGGAAGCUGACGAAUUUUUGAUACUGGCAAGCGAUGGUUUAUGGGACGUUAUCUCUAACGAAACUGCAUGUCAAGUGGUAAGACGAUGCCUUAUGGGCAGGAUUAAAUCGCAAGAGUUCUUUAACCAGAUUAGUAAAAUAAGCAGUAAUCGCGCAGAAGUUGCUGCUGUUUUACUAGCCGAAUUAGCCAUCGCUAAGGGCAGCAAGGAUAACAUAAGCGUAAUAGUCGUAGAUUUUAAAAAAUGCAGUAGAUUAACCUGUUCAUAAGAGGGCUUGUUCAAGAGGGUAAAAAAAAUGUGUCUUUCUGUUUAGUCAGCCCAGAAGGAUUGACUUAAUUUUUGACAUUCUUUCUUCUUUAUUUUCACAUUUUGGUUGUUGCAACCUGUAAGAGGUUUUUUGUACAGCAAAAAUUCUACCAAGAAAGAAAAUUCCGACAGGUCGUAUCGGAGAGAUUAUUACUAAAUGCUAAUUAAGCAGAUUGUUAAUAUUAAUAUUUUUUACUAA
This is a messenger RNA of Chenopodium quinoa (quinoa), 1388 nucleotides long. Its product is annotated as probable protein phosphatase 2C 8. The transcript is spliced from 3 exons. Gene Ontology annotation, cellular component: nucleus; cytosol. Bases 78 to 1151 code for a protein of 357 amino acids. Gene Ontology annotation, biological process: protein dephosphorylation. Gene Ontology annotation, molecular function: protein serine/threonine phosphatase activity; cation binding. The record is from RefSeq and is a predicted model, not a curated record. NCBI's taxonomy places the organism in Eukaryota, Viridiplantae, Streptophyta, Magnoliopsida, Caryophyllales, Amaranthaceae.